AUGGGUAAAAAGGCUAUCGAUGCUCGUAUCCCAGCUUUGAUCCGUAAUGGGGUCCAAGAAAAGCAAAGAUCGUUUUUCAUAAUUGUUGGUGACAAAGCAAGAGAUCAAUUACCAAAUUUACAUUAUUUAAUGAUGAGUGCAGAUUUAAAAAUGAAUAAAUCAGUAUUAUGGGCAUAUAAAAAGAAAUUACUAGGUUUCACAUCACAUAGACAAAAAAGGGAAGCCAAGAUAAAGAAAGAUAUAAAAAGAGGAGUUCGUGAAGUUAAUGAUCAAGAUCCAUUUGAAGCAUUUAUUUCAAAUCAACAUAUUAGAUAUGUUUAUUAUAAAGAAACUGAUAAAAUUUUAGGUAAUACAUAUGGAAUGUGUAUAUUACAAGAUUUUGAAGCAAUGACACCAAAUUUAUUAGCAAGAACCAUAGAAACUGUAGAAGGUGGAGGAUUAGUAGUUAUACUAUUGAAAAAUAUGUCAUCAUUAAAACAACUUUAUACAAUGAGUAUGGAUAUUCAUUCAAGAUAUAGAACAGAAGCACAUGAUGAUGUUGUUGCAAGAUUUAAUGAAAGAUUUUUGUUAUCUUUGGGGUCAUGUGAAAAUUGUUUAGUUGUUGAUGAUGAAUUAAAUGUACUACCAAUAUCAGGAGGGAAACAUGUAAAACCAUUACCUCCAAAAGAUGAUGAUGAAUUAUCACCAAAAGCUCAAGAGUUGAAAGAAUUAAAAGAAAGUUUAGCUGAUGUUCAGCCAGCAGGUAGUUUAGUCAAUUUAUCCAAAACUAUAAAUCAAGCACAAGCUAUAUUAACGUUUAUUGAUGUCAUCACAGAAAAAUCAUUGAGAAGUACAGUUACCUUAACUGCUGGAAGAGGUCGUGGUAAAUCUGCAGCUUUAGGUAUUGCAAUAGCUGCAGCCGUAUCGCAAGGAUAUUCAAAUAUAUUCGUAACAUCUCCUUCACCAGAAAAUUUAAAGACUUUAUUCGAAUUUGUAUUCAAAGGAUUUGAUGCAUUAGGAUAUACUGAACAUUUAGAUUACGAUAUCAUUCAAUCAACAAACCCAUCAUUUAAUAAGGCUAUAGUGAGAGUAGACAUCAAAAGAGAACAUAGACAAACUAUACAAUAUAUUUCACCAAAUGAUAAUCACGUAUUAGGACAAGCAGAAUUAUUAAUUAUUGAUGAAGCUGCUGCUAUACCGUUGCCAAUAGUCAAGAAAUUAAUGGGUCCAUAUCUAAUAUUCAUGGCAUCAACUAUAAAUGGUUACGAAGGUACCGGUAGAUCAUUAUCAUUAAAAUUGAUACAACAAUUAAGAACCCAACAACAAUCCUUGAAUGCACCAGCUGACACUGAAGUAAUAUCAAGAGAUAAAAAAGGUGCAGAAACUGGUGGAUCAUUAACUAGAAAUUUGAAAGAAGUCGUUUUAGAAGAACCAAUAAGGUACGCACCAGGAGAUUCAGUUGAGAAAUGGUUAAAUAAAUUAUUAUGUCUUGAUGUUUCAUUAUCCAAAAAUGCUAAAUUUGCAACAAAAGGAACUCCACAUCCAUCUCAAUGUAAUUUAUUUUAUGUAAAUAGAGAUACAUUAUUUUCAUAUCAUCCAGUAUCCGAAGCAUUUUUACAAAAGAUGAUGGCAUUAUAUGUUGCGUCACACUACAAGAAUUCACCAAAUGAUUUGCAAUUAAUGUCAGAUGCUCCAGCUCAUCAAUUAUUCGUUUUAUUACCACCAAUUGAAGAAGGAGAUAAUAAAAUACCCGAUCCUUUAUGUGUAGUUCAAAUAGCACUUGAAGGUCAAAUUUCAAAAGAAAGUGUAAGAAAAUCAUUAAGUAGAGGUCAAAGAGCUGGUGGUGACUUAAUACCAUGGUUAAUUUCUCAACAAUUUCAAGAUGAUGAAUUUGCUUCAUUAUCAGGAGCAAGAGUUGUUAGAAUUGCAACAAAUCCAGAAUAUUCGGGUAUGGGUUAUGGUUCAAGAGCGAUGGAAUUAUUAGAGGAUUACUAUUCUGGUAAAUUUACAGAUAUAAGUGAGUCAUCAGAAUUAAAUGACCAUACAUUAACGAGGGUCACUGAUAAAGAAUUAGCAAAUGCAUCAUUAAAAGAUGAAAUUAAAUUAAGAGACGCAGCUUCUUUACCUCCACUAUUAUUAAAACUUUCAGAAAAAGCUCCUUAUUAUUUAGAUUAUCUUGGAGUAUCAUAUGGAUUUACACCACAAUUACAUAAAUUUUGGAAAAAAUCAGGUUUUACUCCUGUAUAUUUAAGACAAACUCCAAAUGAUUUAACUGGUGAACAUACAUCUGUUGUGUUGAAUGUUUUACCAGGUAGAGAAAAUAAAUGGUUACAAGAAUAUUCAAAAGAUUUUCACAAAAGAUUUUUACAACUAUUAUCAUAUGAAUUUAAGAAAUUCCAAGCAUCACAAGCAUUGGGUCUUAUUGAAGCAGCUGAACAAGGUGAGGGUGAUAGUAAAGUAAAACCAUUGACCAGAGAUCAACUAGAUGAUUUAUUGUCACCAUUUGAUUUAAAAAGAUUAGAUUCAUAUGCAAAUAAUUUAUUAGAUUAUCAUGUUAUAGUCGAUAUGUUACCUUUAAUAGCUCAAUUAUUUUUUUCAAAAAAAACAGAUGAUCAAGUCAAUUUAUCGUCUGUUCAAUCCGCCAUUUUAUUAGCAAUUGGUUUACAACACAAGAAUAUGGAUCAAAUCUCAGCAGAAUUAAAUUUACCAUCAAAUCAAGCAAUGGCAAUGUUUGCUAAAAUAAUAAGAAAAUUUUCAACUUACUUUAGAAAUGUUUUAACAAAAUCCAUCGAAAGUGAUAUGCCAGAAUUAGAAGAUGAACAAUUUAAAGAAAUUGAGGGUGAAAUAGAAGAUGAAGUAGAUUACGAAGCAAUUCAAAAGAAUUUGAUCGAUGAAAUAGAAGAAGAAGGUGAUGAACAGAUAAAAGAAAUGAAAAAUAAACAAAAAGAAUUAAUCAAUGCAUUAGAUUUAGAAAAAUAUGCUAUUGCAGAUGAUGGAGAUUGGGACGAAAAAUCAAUGUCAAAAGCUGCCAAAAGCAAUAAAAAUAAAAAUAAUGGGAAUGGAGUUGUUAGUGUUAAAAAGGGAAAAAGAAAGUCGGGAGAAAAUGCUAAUGAAAUUUAUGAAACUGAAAUGAAAGAAAUUAAAAAAUCUAAAAAGAAUAAUAAGAAAAGGUGA
Molecule: messenger RNA, 3153 nt
Organism: Lodderomyces jiufengensis
Lineage: Eukaryota; Fungi; Ascomycota; Pichiomycetes; Serinales; Debaryomycetaceae
Product: ribosome biosynthesis protein
Exons: 1
Coding region: 1-3153 (1050 amino acids)
Biological process (GO): rRNA acetylation involved in maturation of SSU-rRNA
Cellular component (GO): nucleolus; 90S preribosome
Molecular function (GO): tRNA binding; 18S rRNA cytidine N-acetyltransferase activity; ATP binding
Source: RefSeq, a predicted model, not a curated record